This is a messenger RNA of Salarias fasciatus (jewelled blenny), 6687 nucleotides long. RefSeq names its product histone acetyltransferase KAT7-like. Gene Ontology annotation, cellular component: chromatin; nucleus; histone H3-K14 acetyltransferase complex. Gene Ontology annotation, molecular function: histone H4 acetyltransferase activity; histone H3 acetyltransferase activity; transcription coregulator activity. The transcript has 15 exons. The coding region runs from base 633 to 2738 and encodes 701 amino acids. The record is from RefSeq and is a predicted model, not a curated record. Gene Ontology annotation, biological process: regulation of transcription by RNA polymerase II. Lineage: Eukaryota; Metazoa; Chordata; Actinopteri; Blenniiformes; Blenniidae.
GUUCAGGAGUCAUGUCGUGAAAUGAUCACAUGGAAAUAACAAUAAUAACAAGUAGCUAUUAGGGAUAUUAAAUUAUUGUACAGUAGUUUUUCAGUUUUAUGUUGUAGUUAUUGCCUUGCAAAGAACCAUGAAUUGCCUUGUGUCUGAAUGUUGAGAAAUAUUUUACUUGUUUAAAGAUCUUGGAAGAAUAUCAUUGAUCAAAUUAAAAUGCAAAAAAAAAAAAAAAAAAAAUCUUGGGCUAUCUUCAACACAAAUGAGGAGGUAGCUGCUGCUGAAAGCUUCUUAUUUCUGUACAGGAAAAGGAAUCGAAGAGUUGCUGGUAUUUUAUGUGGCUCUCGUCCAGGUGCCCCUUUCCCCACCCCCACUCAGAAGGCUUCUGUUUCAUGUCGGGGGACUAGCUUUCAGUUUGUUGUGGUGUAGAACCUGUGUUUUUGAGGAUUUUACUACUUGUUGCCAUAUUAAGGGACGAUUUGUAUUGUCAUUUAAGUAGUCUGAUUUAUAAUCGUGCCGAACAGACUACGUUGUUGUCGGGAAACUGCUAUACACUGUUUUAUAUUGGUGAAGUCAGUUUUUCUGGGUGUGUUUGACAAGUUGAUGUAAACAGUUACAGUUGGUGAUGCUCCUCCCCCAGGAUGGGAUCCUUGUUGAAUUAUCCGCUGAGGACCGCCGGCAGUAGUUCGGAUGGAACCGAGGACUCGGAUUUUUCCGCCGAUCUCGAGCACGCCGAAGCUCCCGAGAGCGCGCACAGACGCAGCAGCACGCGCCUGACGCGCGCGUCCCUGCGCCUCAGCCAGAGCUCCGCAGAUAAUUGCGUCUCAGCACGGAACAGCUCUCCUGUGGCUGUUUGUCCCGACGAAGGCCUGAAUUCAGCAGCAGAGGCGGCGGCGGCAGCAGCAGAGGCGGUGGCAGCUUCAGUCUUCUCCUCUGGACGCAGGAUCACACGGAGCCAGCAGGGGGCAUCGAACACCGCCGCCAAAAAAUACCCCUUAAGACAGAGCCGGUCAUCGGGUUCAGACACUGAGGCGAAUGACAAUAAACCGGGGGCUGACCGUGACGAGACGCCUCCACGCACGCCAACAGGCAACGCCCCCUCCUCGGAAUCUGACCUCGAAGUGUCCAGCCCGAGCAACGACCUCGUCUCCUCCAGCAACGACGUCGUCGUCUCCCAAGAGGAGGACGAGCGGCUGGCGAAGGAGCUGUCUCUCAAAGAGGCCGCCGCCCACGACCUCUCCCACCGGCCCAAGCGACGGCGCUUCCACGAGAGCUACAACUUCAACAUGAAGUGUCCCACGCCUGGCUGCAACUCACUGGGUCAUCUAACAGGACGACACGAAAGACAUUUUUCCAUAUCAGGAUGCCCUCUUUACCACAACCUCUCUGCUGAUGAAUGCAAGGGCAAGGCAUCAACGCGGGACAAACAGACCGAGGAAAGGACGCUGUCGCACCGCCAGGACGAGAACAGGCACUCCACAAGAAGCCAGGCGCCCACAGACCGUCAGCUGCGCUACAAAGAGAAGGUGACGGAGCUGAGGAGGAAGAGGAACUCGGGCCUCAAUAAGGAGCAGAAGGAGAAGUACAUGGAGCACCGGCAGAGCCACGGGACGACCCGGGAGCCGCUGCUGGAGAACAUCACCAGCGACUACGACCUCGAGCUGUUCAGGAAAGCGCAGGCACGUGCCUCGGAGGACCUUGUAAGAGAGAAAACUCAUCAUCACCUCCCUCCUUGGCACUUUCCCCUCCUCCCCCCCUCCCUCUUCCCUCUUCCCUUUCUUUUUUGUGUGCCCCCUUUGCUACCUUGUUCCUCUUCUUCUCUGUUUCAGUCCGCACACCCUCCCCUGCAGGCACAGGAAGAGUCUGAGAUAUUUUUGGAGAAGCUGCGUCUGGCCGGACAGGUGUCGGAGGGCAGCAACAUGAUAAAGACCAUCGUGUUCGGCCGCUACGAGCUGGACACCUGGUACCACUCGCCGUACCCGGAGGAGUACGCCCGCCUGGGGAGGCUCUACAUGUGCGAGUUCUGCCUGAAGUACAUGAAGAGCCAGACCAUUCUGCGCAGGCACAUGGCAAAGUGUGUGUGGAAACACCCUCCAGGUGACGAGAUCUACAGAAAGGGGAACAUCUCUGUCUUUGAGGUGGAUGGAAAAAAGAACAAGAUUUACUGCCAGAACUUGUGUUUGCUGGCAAAGCUCUUCCUGGACCACAAGACUCUGUAUUACGACGUGGAGCCGUUCCUCUUCUACGUGAUGACCGAAGCUGACAGCACCGGGUGCCACCUGGUCGGAUACUUCUCCAAGGAGAAAAACUCUUUCUUGAACUACAACGUGUCCUGCAUCCUCACCAUGCCCCAGUACAUGAGGCAGGGCUACGGCAAGAUGCUCAUAGACUUCAGUUAUCUUUUGUCCAAAGUGGAGGAGAAGGUGGGUUCACCCGAGCGGCCGCUGUCCGACCUGGGACUCAUCAGCUACCGGAGCUACUGGAAAGAAGUGCUGCUUCGCUACCUGAACAACUUCCAGGGCAAAGAGAUCUCCAUCAAAGAGAUCAGCCAGGAGACGGCGGUGAACCCGGUGGACAUCGUCAGCACGCUGCAGUCCCUACAAAUGCUCAAGUACUGGAAGGGAAAGCACCUGGUUUUAAAAAGACAGGACCUGAUCGAUGACUGGAAGGCCAAGGAGACCAAACGGGGGAACGGAAAGACCAUCGACCCCACAGCCUUAAAAUGGACCCCGCCUAAAGGGACGUAGAGGAGCUUCCUUUAUACACUCCAACCUCACACAGAAACACACCACACACACACACACACACACACACACACAUUCUGCUCUCUGUACACUGGCAUGCUCACAAAUCCUGAGCUUAAACUCUCACACAAACUCGCACUAAUUGCUUCGAGUCAGUCGUCGCUCCGGGUUCAAGCAGUCACUGAAUCAGCCCAACAAGUCCAGCAAACGACUGACGCCUGAGCAAGAGAGGAAAAUCUGCUUGGAUGUCAGUCAGAAUCAGAAAAACAGUGAAUAAAUCCUGGAAAGAAAUGUGUUGAGUGUCGACGAUGCCUUGGCGUUAAAACCUGCGUUUUACUGAAUCCGAUAUGUUUUAGUUCAGGACGUAAAGAGAUCUGGUGAAUUAUUUCAGUGACUAAUUCUGAUUCUGCUAAAAAUUUACUCAACUAUUUGCUUUUGCAUGAUUUUAAUUGUAAAUUGAAUUUUCUUCUCAAAUUUUAACCCAUCAGGAUCCAUAAUUAAAGGGUUUCAUUCCCACUUCUUAUUUGCAGCACCCUGAAAUUUGGCACCAGCCUCACUGCCUUGCUGGCAAAUUUCAAAAUUAUUUUAUUGUGGCUCCAUAAAGAAAACAAAAAUUCUCCAUUUUAGUGUGAUUACUGAUAUAUGAAAUAAAUUUAUACACAGAAUGAAGUCAAAUAGAGUAAGAAUUAUGGGAGUUUCAUCAGACUUGAGCCAAUGUGAGCCUAAAGGAGGCGGGGCAUGGAGUCAUGUUUCAGUAACGCAUAACCAUAUAAGGAAAGCUACAUCUGAACAACAGUCUGCUUUAAUAUUUCAACAAAUAACUGUGAACUGAAAGUUUCCAUGGUUGACUGAGACUUUAAUGUUGAACCCUUCAAAACCCAAAAGGGGAACACUCCCAUUGGCCGUCCCCUCGGACUCCAGUGACGCCAGCCUCGGCAGAUUGUCAUUUGCUGUAAUUAAAAGUGAAAGUAAUUGUUUCCCUCAGUCAUCACAGAGCACCAGAGCUCGGUGGCUAAUCCAAUCAGCGACAGGCGACAUCGAGCAAACCCGCUUCCCUCAGACAAACACCUUCUGGCAGACACAGACACAGACCAGCCGCUCCGCAGGGAGUUCCCGCUCACUCCGGGAGAGACUUGAAAUUCACAUCGGAACUAAAACGUCAGACUGUGAACAUCCAGCACUUGAAUGAAAUGAUGAAUGUGGGGUCAUUAUAAUCUACACGCUUCAUUUCUAAAUAUGUGGAACUAUUAUUUUUAAUCCCAUUUCAAAGUGGGAAAUCCCCCGUUUCCUCAGAGUUUGGGUGUAGACUUCUCAAAUAUUCAUAAAAGCUUCACAAUGAAAUGUGAAUAUAAGUAUAAGAAUUACUGACAAUUCCUGUUUCAUUCAGAGAAAGUUGAACCUCAGAGUAACUUUUCCACAGAUUUCAGCUCACGCUGCAUCCCAGAUUAAUGCAGAAUGAAUUUAUUUCAUUAUCUUGGCACUUGGACCAAACGGUGACUGUUUGAACCCGGAACUAACAGCUUUUCUCCCACGUAACAAACCUGUGUCAGCCGUCGGUCGGUUAGCGAGGAAGCUAUAGCUGCCACUGGCCAUGUUUUACACCGUUACCAUGGAGACCUUUUUUUUUAAUUAUAUUUUUACCUUUAAAUAUACCUUUGUUAUCUCAUGGUGUCUGCUUGUUUCAUUGAGGUCAUCGGACCUCUUUAAGCCUCUUUGUUUCCUUCUUUUUGUUUGUUUUAGUUAAUUUCUUAAUAUUUGAUACAUUCUCUACCUCUAAGGUUUUACCACUGUAUGAACGCUAAAAGGCUCAUUUUAAGCUUCUAUCUUACUUUUUUUUAAUGUGUGUCGAUUAACAUGUAAAAAGUAUGUAGCUGUGUUUUCCCAGCAGGCGUUUUCAGAUAGAUUUGUUUUCAAUAAGCUAUUUAUAUUCCUUUUUGUUUUUGUUUUUUUAAGAGAAAUGAAAUAUAUUAACUGCAUAGAACGUAAAGGAAAGUAGAGGAAUGUCUCACUCUGUAGGACCGGCUUCUAUGUGAAUAUAAAUAUUUUUCAGAAAAAAUGUGUACGUAGACUUGAAUGUUUCUAGAAGCUCUUGGAGCGGUACAGACGACGACCGAGUCGUUUACAUUUCAGAGUUUUAUGGAAGGUGACGCUCGAUUGGAUCGAGACGUCGCUCCCAGUUUCUGCCACUGUUACGGCUGCGAGCACUUAUGAAAUUAGCAGGACGGCCUUUUGCGCGGGUCUCUUUUAGCGUGCUUGGCAGCGUUUUUCUUUCUGCACUGUUAUCGAUUCGUUGACUGAAAAUUGAGUUCGACAAUCUUCAUGUUUAUUGACUUGCUAAGUCAGCGUUUAAACUUUGUUCCAGGAAAAGGAAAGGAAAUAUUUUGGGCGAAUAUGUUAGGUCAGGUUAGCUUUAGUAAAAAACCUGAAGAAAGAUUUUAGAGGUUUGCAAAACCUGACAGGGAAAAGUGAUCAUCCAGUAGGUGUGGUGGAACCCCUCUAAAUCACAGCAAACCUUCUCAAAACCCAACAAACUACCAGAAUAAUCAGUUUUAAUAUGUGACGAUGGCCAUUCAGUCAAACACAAACACAAGCGCACAGACAACAGUACGCUAUAAACAUUAACCGUGGGAGAACACGGGCAUUUGUUUGACCAGGAUGGAUCGUUAUUACGAGUGAUUCUUCACUAUAAAACUACAGUCCAGGAGAGAGUGAACCGGGAGUCGUGACACUCUGGAGGCAGAUGUUGUUGCACAUCUGCCGUAGUUCUCAUGUGCAACAGCAGCACUUUGACUGUCUACACGGAAAUGGAGCCCAGGCAUUCUUCAGAAAGUUGCAUUUUCGUUCAUUUACAUGGAAACUGAAUCGGAAAGUUCCACCUUGGAAGCCGUUUUUCAAAAAGUUGUUUCCAGGGGCUCCGUUGUCAUGUAAACAGACACCAAAGCACAAGGAAAGUUUUGUUUUCACUUGAAAACUUUGUGGUGUAAACGAGGCCGUAGCCGCCAGAAUUAUGGGAUUGAAUUCAAGAAAUCAUUGUUUUGCAUCACUUGCAUGAAACGUUGCAUAAACUGACUUCCUGCUCUCUACAUUGCUUCUGCGAUAUUUCCUACAACCACCAGAGGGCGACUUGAGUUGCAUGGAAAACCUAUUGAAGAAGUGAAAUCUGACAUCACAGAGGUUUUUGUAUCCACGCUAUCGGUUUCCAACGUUCUUGCUGAAUAAAUAUGUUGUGGAAAUCUUCUUCUUUCAGCCAGCGGAGGGAACAUCCUCUUUGUUUUGUUGUGCAUUGCAGCUUUUGUGUUAAGUCUGUCUUAUCUUCAAAGUUACAACCCAUUAUUCUUACUUUGUGUUGUUUUAGGAUUGUUGCCUUUAACCUUUAUAAUUUCAAGAUGCUUCUUUUCCCUUUGUCUUAUUUUUUUAUUGUUGUUUUUUUGUUGUUGUUUUGUACUUUCAUGUAUUUAAUUGUCUUCACUGAGUGUCACACGAGGGGGAAAGCGUCUCACAGUGGACUUAAAGUCAAUUUUAACCUCCAGUGGGUUUUUAGAGAACCUUUUAGCACCUGUUCUCAAUAAAUAUGCUGUUGACUGAAAUUACUCCUGACUUUUCUGUGUCUGACAAGACCCCUCCCCCCCCUUUUUUUGUGAAAAGUGCAUUUACAAGGAAGUGCACUUACUGUUUAGAUGGAGUUUGAAAGAAAUAACACUCCUGAUGACGAUGUUCCACAUAUAACCCAGCCUCUUUUGUUGACUUGCACUCUUCUUUUCUUUUUUUUCUUUUUUUUUGACCAGACGCUAAUUGAUAAUGACAAGUGAGAAACAUCAGGCUUGGCUUCAGUUUCCUGGAUUUAAAGAGGACUUAUCUUUUGUUUGUGGUAAUAAACAGAUACAAAAAAAAAAACACCUGAAUGUAUAUUUUCUUUGGCAAGAAAAGCUGGCAUGUGUGGAGAAUUUAUUAA